AGCAAAGUGAAGCGGUAGAUUUUUGGCGGAGGGAAGAUCUGGAUAGGGGCCGCGGUCGUCGAAAUUCGUUUGUAUCGAAGCAAAUCACUCCCAACAUCAACGAAAAUGUCUCCCGCAGCUUUGGCCACCGCCGAAGCAGAAUGGCAAACGCAACUUGCAGCAAUGAGGGCUGCCCUAGCAGAUCUGAAAUUACCCCAAAGUGAAAAUAGAGAGAUGGCAGCUUACGGAUCUGAUAUACCCUUUGAUGACGACGACGAUUUUACUUCUGGGAACAGCGGGGAUGAUGUGUGGGACUUCAUCACCGACGACAAUGAAGCCCUUUACAGCAGUGAUCUCAACGAGGAUAUUGUCCCAGAAGAACCAACGCAAGGAUACGGCCCUCAGUGGUUAAAGAUCAAAUGUAUUGGCUUUGCAGCAAAGAAGCAGGGUCUCUCUGGAGAGGAUCUUCACGAGCAGAUCAUGGCGCUCUUGGCCUCGGAUAGCGUGGAAGAGGAGCUGCAGUCCACGCUCACUGAUAUCGUUGGUUUUGGUGAUUUGGACUUUGUAAUCGAACUCAUUUCUCAUCGGAAGGAGAUCAUAAAACGCGGGUCUCUCGACACGAACAAAGAAGGAGUCCUGGGGCGACUCCAGACGAAGCGUCAGCGCGAGGAGGCUUUGAGGCAGAGAGAUUAUGAGCAUAAGCAUGCUGAACUUGGACCAGCUCUGAAUAGAGAUGAGAUCCAAUAUCCUCAUGUUUACAAGGCUCAUCCUACUGCUGGCAACACCCUAGAUUCGAGAGGGAAGAAGUACGCAUUACCUGUGGGAAGCGAGCGGAAAGACCACGAAAGAUAUGAAGAGUAUUCAAUUCCAGCCGCCAAGGUUGGCGUGCUUGGGAAAGGCCGCAAGCUGGUCCAAAUCAAGGAGAUGGACGGUCUUUGCAGGCGAACGUUCAAAGGCUACAAGUCUUUGAACCGAAUGCAGAGUCUCGUCUACCCUGUAGCAUACCAGACCAGUGUGAACAUGCUGAUUUGCGCACCUACUGGUGCUGGUAAGACUGAUGCGGCAAUGCUCGCGAUCUUGCAUGCCAUCCGUCAAAAUAUUACACCGAAUCCUGCCGAAAUUCCAGAAGCAUCAGACUUCGUGGUUAACCUCGACGACUUCAAAAUAGUCUAUGUUGCUCCAAUGAAGGCUUUGGCUGCAGAGAUCACCCAGAAACUCGGCAGCCGUCUUGCCUGGUUGGGUAUCCAAGCGCGAGAAUUGACUGGAGAUAUGCACCUUACGAAGAAGGAGAUCGUCCAGACUCAGAUCAUUGUGACGACUCCCGAAAAAUGGGAUGUUGUUACUCGAAAAGGAACAGGCGAUACUGAACUCGUUCAGAAAGUUCGACUACUGAUUAUUGAUGAAGUUCACAUGCUUCAUGAUGAUCGUGGAUCUGUUCUCGAGUCGUUGGUCGCUCGAACGGAACGCCAAGUUGAGAGCACUCAAUCUCUUAUUCGCAUUGUUGGACUUUCAGCUACCCUUCCAAAUUAUAUAGAUGUUGCCGACUUUCUCCAAGUAAACAGAUCUGCCGGGUUAUUCUAUUUUGACGCAAGCUUCAGACCUGUACCGCUUGAGCAACACUUUAUCGGUGUCAAGGGCAAGCCUGGCACUAAGGCUUCGAGGGACAAUAUCGAUACAACUGCAUUCGAGAAGGUCCGCGAGAUGCUCGAACAAGAUCACCAGGUCAUGGUAUUUGUGCACUCAAGAAAGGAUACUUUCAAUACUGCGAAGAUGUUGUACGAAAAGGCAAUCGACAACUUCUGUGCUGAUCUUUUCGAGAACACGAGCCAUCCCCUCUACGAAGCUGCGGCAAAAGAGAUGAAAAGCUCUCGAGGUCGAGAACUACGUGAGCUGCUUCCUAAGGGUAUUGGUAUCCAUCAUGCUGGAAUGGCCAGAUCAGACCGGAACCUAAUGGAGAAGCUCUUUGGAAAUGGGGUUCUGAAAAUUCUUUGCUGUACCGCCACUCUAGCUUGGGGUGUAAAUUUACCGGCUGCAGCAGUCAUCAUUAAGGGUACACAAGUGUAUAGUGCCCAAGAUGGUAAAUUCAUCGAUCUUGGGAUCCUGGAUGUGCUCCAGAUCUUCGGUCGUGCUGGCCGACCCCAAUUCGAGGACACAGGUAUCGGGAUGAUCUGCACCACGCAAGACAAACUUGCCCAUUACCUGAUGGCCGUCACUUCACAGGUGCCAAUCGAAUCUCGAUUUUCGAAACACAUUGUGGACAAUCUGAAUGCCGAGAUUGCGUUAGGUACCGUCUCCUCUGUCCCGGAAGCUGUCGAAUGGCUUGGAUACUCGUACCUUUUCGUGAGAAUGCAGCGAAAUCCUCUGACCUAUGGUAUCGAUUGGGCAGAGAUUCGUGAUGAUCCAGAAUUAGUCCAACGUCGACGUCUUCUCAUAAUUCAAGCUGCGAGAACUCUUCAGAAAAGCCAAAUGAUCAUCUUCAACGAGGCAACAGAAGUGCUUCGAAGUAAAGACGUUGGUAGAAUCGCAAGUCAAUACUAUAUUCUCCACACCAGCAUUCAGAUCUUUAACAAUCUGAUGAAGCCUCAAGCCACCGAGGCUGAUGUGUUGACGAUGAUCGCUGCGAGUGGAGAAUUUGACAACAUUCAAUCAAGGGACAACGAAUCCAAAGAGUUGACAAAACUGAGGGAGGAGUCUGCUCCUUGUGAUGUUGGAAAGGGCAACGAUACGCCACAGGCGAAAACCAACAUCCUCUUACAAUCCUACAUCUCUCGCGCGUAUCUUGAGGACUUUGCACUUGCCAACGAUUCAAAUUACGUUGCCCAGCAAUCUGCCAGAAUUUGCCGAGCACUGUUCAUGAUCGCUCUGAAUCGUCGAUGGGGCCACCAAUGUCUAGUCCUUAUUUCGCUCUGCAAAUCUAUUGAAAAGAGGAUCUGGGCUUUCCAACAUCCUUUGCAUCAAUUCGAUUUGCCAAAGCCCGUCCUAAAUCAACUCGAUUCGAAGGAUGCAGUCUCAAUCGAGACCUUGAGAGAUAUGGAGCCGGCCGAGAUCGGCUCUAUGGUCCACAAUCACGCCGCUGGCAAGACAAUUUCUAAGAUUCUGGACAACUUCCCCACUCUCAGCGUAGAGUCUGAGAUCGCCCCUCUGAACAGGGACGUUCUGAGAAUCAAACUGUAUUUGACUCCCGAGUUUCGCUGGAACGACAAAUACCACGGAUCAUCUGAGAGUUACUGGAUCUGGGUUGAAAAUUCAGAGACUUCGGAGAUAUACCACCACGAAUUUUUCAUCCUGAAUCGUAGGAAGUUGUACGACGAUCACGAGCUGAACUUUACAAUUCCACUCUCGGAUCCCCUGCCUACUCAGAUCUAUGUCAGGGCAGUUUCGGAUCGAUGGCUGGGGGCUGAGACAGUCCACGCGAUAUCUUUCCAGCACUUGAUCAGACCAGACACAGAGAGUGUCUAUACCGACCUCUUGAACCUUCAGCCGCUACCGAUCACUGCUCUGAAGAAUCCCGCACUGGAAGAAAUUUAUGGUAAACGGUUCCAAUAUUUCAAUCCUAUGCAGACUCAAAUAUUUCAUUGUUUGUACCAUACAUCUGCAAACGUCCUUCUUGGCUCACCCACAGGAUCUGGAAAGACUAUUGCAUGCGAGCUCGCCAUGUGGUGGGCUUUCCGCGAAAAUCCAGGAUCAAAAGUGGUCUACAUUGCACCAAUGAAGGCUCUUGUCCGUGAGCGUGUCAAAGAUUGGGGUGCUCGACUUACUCAACAAAUGGGACUGAAACUUGUUGAAUUGACCGGUGAUAAUACGCCCGAUACUCGCACAAUCCGGGACGCUGAUAUUAUCAUCACUACUCCCGAGAAGUGGGAUGGUAUAUCGCGUUCGUGGCAGACCAGAGGAUAUGUGAGACAGGUGAGCUUGGUAAUCAUCGAUGAGAUCCACCUGCUAGGCGGAGACAGAGGACCGAUUCUGGAAAUCAUUGUCUCGCGUAUGAAUUAUAUUGCCGCGCAGUCCAAGAAUUCGGUUAGACUCAUGGGCAUGUCGACAGCGUGUGCCAACGCUAUGGACUUGGGCAACUGGCUUGGAGUCAAGGAGGGACUGUUCAACUUCCGUCACAGUGUUCGUCCAGUACCUCUUGAGACCUUCAUUGACGGCUUUCCAGAGGUCCGUGGGUUCUGUCCAUUGAUGCAGUCGAUGAAUCGACCAACCUUCCUUGCGAUCAAGUCUCAUAGUCCAGAGAAGCCCGUCAUCGUAUUUGUUGCCUCUCGCAGACAAACCCGCCUGACAGCCAAAGACUUAAUCAAUUUCUGUGGCAUGGAGGAAAAUCCGCGUCGAUUCGUGAAGACGUCCGAAGAAGACCUGCAAUUGAACCUUACCCGAGUGAAGGAUGAUGCCUUGAAAGAGGCACUGAGCUUCGGUAUUGGACUCCAUCACGCCGGUCUCAUCGAGUCGGAUCGCUCUCUUGCUGAAGAGUUGUUCGCAAACAACAAGAUCCAGAUCCUCGUUGCGACGAGUACUCUAGCAUGGGGUGUCAAUCUUCCAGCCCAUCUGGUCGUAGUGAAGGGAACUCAGUUCUUCGACGCUAAGAUCGAAGGAUACAAAGACAUGGACCUCACAGAUGUGCUGCAAAUGCUUGGUCGUGCGGGGCGCCCACAAUUCGACACCUCGGGAAUUGCUCGCAUCUUCACUCAAGACUCAAAAAAAGCUUUCUACAAGCACUUCCUUCAUACAGGAUUCCCCGUCGAGUCGUCCCUGCAUAAUGUUCUGGACAACCAUUUAGGUGCCGAAGUCUCAGCUGAAACCAUUGCGACGAAGCAAGAUGCUCUAGAUUAUCUAACCUGGACAUUCUUCUUCCGCCGCCUGCACAAGAAUCCCUCUUACUAUGGCCUAGAGAUCUCAGCCGAAGAACAUAACACGAUCGUUGCUCAACAGUUAGCAAACAACUACAUGAUAUCUAUGGUAGAUAAAUCCCUGGGCGAGCUUGAGGAGUCUAAGUGUCUCGAAAUGCACCCAAAUGGCGAUGUUUACUCCACACCGCUUGGAAAGAUUAUGAGCUACUAUUAUCUUUCCCACCGCACGAUUCGGCAUCUAGUCAAGCACGCCAAGCGUAAUGCAUCGUUCGACGAUGUGCUCUCAUGGAUGUCUAGCGCAACAGAAUACGACGAACUCCCCGUUCGCCAUAACGAAGAUCUCAUCAACGCCGAGCUUUCAAAGAAUUUGCCAAUCCCGGCAUCUCAUUUUGACGGCCUACCAAUGUGGGAUCCGCAUGUCAAAGCAUUCCUCCUUCUCCAAGCCCAUAUGUCACGCAUCGACCUUCCGAUCACCGACUAUGUUGGUGAUCAGACCAGUGUUCUCGACCAAGCAAUUCGUGUCAUCCAAGCCAGUAUUGAUGUCUUGACCGAGAUAGGGUAUCUCUCAAGCUGCAUGCAAAUGAUCACUCUAUUACAGUGCAUCAAAAGCGCUUGCUGGCCAUCCGAUUAUCCCCUGGGGAUCUUACCUGGAGUGCCGGCAACUCGACCGUCAAUUAAGGAACUGCCUGCCACCCUCCAAGAAUUCUCCGCUCAGUCGGAUGCUGCAUACCAGCGCACAAUCUCUGCGCUCAGUCUUCCGCCAGCAAUCCUCUCCCGCUUUAAGAAAGCUGCAGACAGCAUCCCGAAUCUGAAAAUUGAUGUUCGAGACAUUACCGCCUUGUCGCUGACAGUCCUUCUGAAUCGUCAGAACCAGCUAGCGGACAGGGAUGGCAAAAUGUAUGCUCCCCGAUUUCCAAAAUCGCAGACGGAAGGAUGGUUUGUGGUGCUAUGCGUGGAGGACAAGGAUGAGAUCGUGGCGAUCAAGAGACUUGGGUGGAAUACUGGUGAUUCUUCGAAAGGUCAGAACAGAAACCAAGGUGGGAGAGUCAGCGCUAGGGCUGUGAUUAAGUUGCCGAUAGAGGAAGAUGGCACGCUGAAGGAUGGCAGAAAGGUUGAUGUUUUGGUUGUCAGUGAUGGAUAUCUGGGGAUGGUGUAUAAGAUCAAGGGGGUGGAGAUUCCCGAUGCACCGAAGAUUGUCGAUGAUGGGAAGAAGGAUAAGCCCGGUGAUGGCAAGGAGCUUGGGGACAGCUCUGCUAAGAUGGCUGGGUAAAGUUUUGCGAAUAGAUGACAGAAUAUUAGACCUUUGGUGCUCUCAGCCAGCCCAAGAAAGAUAAAACCCAGUCUCGAGCCUUAACUAUCGGACCUCAACGAGGUAGCUCUCGUGGAUCGAGAAAUUUUGCACGACAAGCGACACUCGAUAUGCGCCGUAAGCUCCGUAGGCUAGUGUAGGAGAAUAGUGAGUUUACUCUUCAAGAGUUCCGUUUUAUGAAAAACUUUGAGAAUAUCUACGGAGGAGAGACGGUUAUUCAAGGAUUGAGAAUCUGGAGUUCAAACUAGUUCUCAGAGAAGAGCUGUUAAAAUAAGCGAAUCCUUUUCAAAUGGUUGAACACAAAGUUGGGUCUUUAAAC
Molecule: messenger RNA, 6451 nt
Organism: Hyaloscypha bicolor E
Lineage: Eukaryota; Fungi; Ascomycota; Leotiomycetes; Helotiales; Hyaloscyphaceae
Product: Sec63-domain-containing protein
Exons: 3
Coding region: 106-6093 (1995 amino acids)
Molecular function (GO): nucleic acid binding; ATP hydrolysis activity; ATP binding
Source: RefSeq, a predicted model, not a curated record